Phascolarctos cinereus (koala) is the source of this 276-nucleotide messenger RNA. The record is from RefSeq and is a predicted model, not a curated record. NCBI's taxonomy places the organism in Eukaryota, Metazoa, Chordata, Mammalia, Diprotodontia, Phascolarctidae.
AUGGCUAAACAUACCAAGAAGGUAGGAAUUGGUAAAUAUGGAACACGUUAUGGUACAUCCCUCAGAAAAAUAGUGAAGAAAAUUGAAAUUAGCCAGCAUGCCAAGUAUACCUGCUCCUUCUGUGGCAAGGCCAAAAUGAAGAGAUGGGCUGUGGGUAUCUGGCAUUGUGGAUCCUGCAUGAAAACAGUAGCUGGUGGUGAAUGGACCUGCAACAUCACCUCUGCAAUUAUGGUCAAAUCUGCCAUCAGAAGACUAAAGGAAUGGAAAGACCAGUAA